AUGGCGGAGGUGUUUCAGAAGAAGCUUCAGGGGGAAUUGGAGAAGUACCAGCAGCUACAGAAGGACUUGAGUAAGUCUAUGUCUAGUCGACAGAAGCUAGAGGCACAACUGACAGAAAAUAACAUUGUGAAAGAGGAGUUAGCAUUACUGGAUGGGUCCAAUGUAGUGUUUAAGCUUCUGGGCCCAGUCUUGGUCAAACAGGAACUGGGGGAGGCUCAAGCUACUGUGGGCAAGAGACUGGACUAUAUUACAGCAGAGAUUAAAGGAGACCUUGAGAAACAGUCUGAAAAACAACAUGAAGCCCUGGCUCAGUUGCAGCAGGAGUUCCAGCAUGCCCAGGCUGUCAAGGCAGGGUCUAUGGGAAAGGCUUGA
Molecule: messenger RNA, 372 nt
Organism: Dromiciops gliroides (monito del monte)
Lineage: Eukaryota; Metazoa; Chordata; Mammalia; Microbiotheria; Microbiotheriidae
Product: prefoldin subunit 6-like
Exons: 1
Coding region: 1-372 (123 amino acids)
Biological process (GO): chaperone-mediated protein complex assembly; protein folding
Cellular component (GO): prefoldin complex; cytoplasm
Molecular function (GO): protein-folding chaperone binding
Source: RefSeq, a predicted model, not a curated record